Lactuca saligna is the source of this 2571-nucleotide messenger RNA. The record is from the annotation of a GenBank genome assembly. Lineage: Eukaryota; Viridiplantae; Streptophyta; Magnoliopsida; Asterales; Asteraceae.
AUGGAUUUCUGGAGAAAUGCUGAAGUAAAGAAGAAUGAUCGAGGUGAAAAAUUUCUGGAAACAACAAUCAAAGAAAAGAGAAUUCUAGUUACAGAAAGCAUCAUCAGAGAAUCUCUUCAAAUUGAGGACAGACCUGAGUACCUCAUGGAGAUUGAAGUUCAUCAAAUUGAGAAAGUUUUAGAGCAUAUGGGAUACAAAGGAACUUUUCCUCCUACAAUCAAAAAGAUGCUUCCUCCAUGCUGGAAGCUUUUGGCUCAUGUGUUCGUGAGUUGCGUUUCUGGAUGGAGAUCAGGAGCUAACGAGAUUUCUCUAGCCAAUUCUGGUGCCAUUGCUGCAUUGGCAGCAAGUUUUGAGUUUAAUUUCUCAAAAUUCAUAAUGAACGAAAUGAUACUGAAUAUUGAAGGAAGCAAAAUAGACAAAUUUUGUAUGUAUCCAAGAUUUCUACAAAUCAUCCUUAACGUAACUCACCCCGAGUUGCAGAGAGGAAAUGAUACUCUGGAUUUCAAAUCCAUUGGUCCAAGUGCCUAUGAAUUAAUGAAGCAAAAGAGAGGCGGAAAAUUUGUAUUUGAAGGAAAAUUUCCUUUAAUAAAAUUUGGAAUUUUUAAAGAGGAUGUCAGAGAAGAACCAAAAGAGAGGCGGAAAUUUGUAUUUGAAGGAAAAUUUCCUUUAAUAAAUUUUGGAAUUUUUAAAGAGGAUGUCAGAGAAGAACCAGUAGAUCAAUCCAUGCUGAUGGAAAAUGAAGACACUCAUCACUCUCCCUCUGAUCCUGUAGUGGAGGAGAUUCAUCACUCUCCCACAGCUUGUGUAGCUGAGGAGCAUGAUUAUCAGAAAGCAAAUGAUUCAAUAUCUUCGAUGAUGAUCUUUAUGAAUAUCCGUGCAAAUAAAGUCAAUGAAGUUGCUUCUCUAGCAACCAAGACUAGAGAUGAAGGAAAUUCUCUCAAAAUUAUGCUCUCUACCUCAAAGCCCUUGGAAAUCACAAGAAGUCAAGGAGAUGUGACAUCAGAGAUUCCUCCCUCUGUGUCACCUGUCUCAACAUCAACUCCAGUCAUUUCUAUGUUACCUGAACCUCAGACAUCUCAAAUUUCCAUAAGAACAAGCCAAUCUCUUGAGAGUCUAGAGGUACCCUCUGUGAAAUGUGCUCCUCAAGUUAUCUCAACAAUCACUACAACCACUGCUCACUCUCCUUCAAAGCAGACUGAUGAAGGUCCAAGCACCAUGUUCAAGACUGGUGGAUCCUCUUCUAUUCAAGAAUAUUCUCCAACACGAUCUUCUCUUGAUGAAGCAUCUAUCAGAUUAGUAAAACAUUUAGCUCAAUCUAGUCCAACCUCUUCACGCGGAAAAGGAAUAUCAUUUAACGAGGGUCGGAUGGAUGAUGAAAAAUCCUCUUCAUCUGAUCUCCGAGAAGAAAUUGGAAUUCUCCAUCAACAGCUCAUUGAAAAAUCUAUUCAGAUAGAUCAGCUUUAUGCACAUAUUUUUGAGCUCAAGGAAAAAGAUGAAGAAAAGACCAAACAAAUCAAGGAUCUACAAACGAGUCUCGGUUCUGUUCUGGCAAACUAUUUCAAUCUCAAGAAUGUAUUGUACUAUGCCUUUGGUGAGAAAGUCAAAGCCCUUUUCCAACAGCCUCAUGGAGUAGUUGAUCCUCCUUCUAUUCAAUCACCUCUUGCAACUGAUGAUCUUCCUGUUGACCCACCUGUUCCAAGAACAACUACCAUUGUAGACAAAUUUGAAAAAGAACCUGAAGGAAGCAGAGCCAGAAUCAUAAUCAAGCAGGGCAGAAGAAUCACAAAACAAAGCGAAGGUCUUUUAUUCAUGAAAAAAUCUAAUGAAAAUCGCAAAACAAAAGACACUAUCUUGACAGUAACUGAUUUGAAGAAAAGAAAGUUUGGUGAUGAGUACGGUGACAAAACAGGCAUCCGAAUGUGGGCCUUUGAUCCAGUGACGAACUUGUGGGUUGUAAAGCGAAAAUCAGAAGCAACUGAAUGUUACAAAAGCACCCAUGAUUUCAACUCCUGGACUAAAACUGAUCUAGCUGAAUUAUCCAGGGCCCCAUUUCAUAACCCCUCUGAAGAUCCAAAUGCUUCAAAUUUCAAAAGAUUUCUCGAUAGACAGGUCAAAGCGAACUUUCCUUCAAUGAAGACUGCCAAAGCCCUAUACAAAAAGGACAAAGAUGUUCUUGAUCCAGAAACAGGCGAACCCAUGAAGAUUAUACUUUGUCCUGCAACUAAGAAACAGAAGGAAAUUCCUAAUCCUCAACACUUUCAUGAGGGAUAUCUAGAUGACAUGGAAUUUUGGGCAUAUGAUGAUGAAACAGCUACUGCAGCCAUAAAAUUCAAGAAUCGAGAACAUAUUCUGAGAUUGAUUAGUGCUAAAGAUCUUCUACGCUUCAGAGAAAAUGAUAUACGAACUUUGGCCCAUCAUCAAAUCAUUUGCAGAAAGGAUGUCAUGGAGGCUGCUGCUAAAGAAUACACUGCAAUGGUAGCUACAAUUAUAAAUGGAAGAAUGUGGAUGGGAUCAAUAGGGAGAUCAGAUCUGAGGUUGUUUGAGAAGCCCGCUGAGGAGCCAAAGGAGUGA